UGGUCACUUUUUGAUGUUACUUAAUGAUUGGAAGUUCUUGCUUUAAUCCAAAGGGAACUCAAAUAAAUAGCAAAGCACAGGGACAGAGAUUUCCACUCAGUUCCAAUGGCUACCUUUGGAUAUCCUGAGAUUUUCUUCUUCACCUUCAUCGUUAUUCUCCUUCCUGCAGUUUUGAGAAGUAGAAGCUGGAGAAAAAGCUCGGGGCCCACGAAUUGGCCGCUGCUUGGGAUGCUGCCCUGGCUUCUUCGAAUUUCUCGUCGGAUCCAUUCUUCUGCAACACAACUUAUGAAUGAAUCUGGUGGCACGUUUGAGUUCAAAGGUCCCUGGUUUUGCAAUAUGGACAUGUUGAUUACCUGUGAUCCUGCCAACAUCCACCAUAUCUUUAGUAGAAAUUUCUCAAACUAUCCAAAGGGUCCUGAAUUCAGGAAGAUUUUCGACGUCUUGGGAGAUGGGAUUUUCAAUGCUGAUUUUGAAUUGUGGGAGCUUCACAGGAGAACGACUCUGUCGUUCUUCAGUCACGCCAGGUUCCACACUCUCCUUGGAAGGGCUGUUUGGGGGAAAGUGGAAACUGCACUUUUGCCCGUUCUUGACAGUUUCUUGGAACAAGGGGUUGCAGUUGAUUUGCAAGAUAUUUUCCAGAGGUUCAGUUUUGAUAAUAUCUGUAAGUUGGUCUUAGAUUACGACCCGCAGAGCCUGUCUAUCGAUUUGCCUUACGUUCCAUGCGAGAAGGCGUUCAAUGGUGCCAUUGAAGCCCUGUUGUACAGGCACAUACUGCCAGAGAGCCUGUGGAAGCUGCAAAAAUGGCUUGGAGUCGGUAAAGAGAAGAAACUUAUGGAAGCUUGGAAGGCCUUUGAUGAAUUCAUAUACCCGCAUAUUACCUUAGGGAACGGAGAGCAAAAGGACGAUGCCAAGUUGUUAACAACAUUCCGAAAGGCAUAUGAAGAGAAAAACAUAGGUUCUUCCAAUGGUUUAAGAGUCUUUCUGAGGGACACUGCGCUAAGUUUGAUGUUCGCAGGCAGAGAUACCACAAGUACUUGUCUUACAUGGCUUUUCUGGCUAAUUGCCAAGAACCCCCUAACGGAAACCAAGAUCCUGGAGGAGAUGGAGUCCAAAUUGCAGCUGAAGGAGGACAAGAAGUGGAGGUUCUUCAGUGUGGAAGAGUCCCGCAAGCUAAUUUACCUCCAUGGAGCAUUGUGCGAGUCACUCAGGCUGUUCCCUCCGGUGGCUUUGGAGCACAAGGCUCCAAUUGCACCUGAUACCCUUCCCAGUGGUAACUACCUCGAACCAAAUACUAAAAUAAUAGUGUCAUUCUACUCAACAGGAAGAAUGGAGUCAGUAUGGGGAAAAGAUUGCUUGGAAUUUAAGCCUGAGAGGUGGAUUUCAAAGGGAGGAGGAACAAAGCACGAGCCAUCAUACAAGUUUCCAGCAUUUAACGCCGGGCCAAGAACCUGUCUUGGUAAAGAAAUGGCGUUCGUUCAAAUGAAAAUGGUUGCUGCCGCUAUCAUAUAUCAUUACAACCUUCAACUUGUGGAGGAUCAUCCAGUGACCCCGAGUGACUCAGUAAUACUUCAGGCCAAACAUGGAUUGAAGGUCAGGUUGUUCAGAAGAAAUGUCUGAUUAAUGAGGGCAAAGUUUGGGGUAGCUUGUAAUGAUAUAAUGACUGAGAAUUGCAAUCUUGCUAGCUAUUUUUCAUCUCAACAAUUGUAAUAACCAUCUUAAGUACCUUAUUGUUUUGUUGGCUGUAAAAUUCAACUGCAUAUUUAAUGAAAUAAAGGGAGAUGUGAACUAGUUCA
This is a messenger RNA of Sesamum indicum (sesame), 1793 nucleotides long. RefSeq names its product alkane hydroxylase MAH1. Lineage: Eukaryota; Viridiplantae; Streptophyta; Magnoliopsida; Lamiales; Pedaliaceae. The record is from RefSeq and is a predicted model, not a curated record. Gene Ontology annotation, molecular function: monooxygenase activity; iron ion binding; heme binding.